ACCAGGGCGUCUCAGGUGUUUGUGGCGUGUCGACGGCAUGGUGGUACAGAUGAUUGUUCUCCUUCGACAGAAUCUCCAAUGUGCAGAGUGAAGGUCCGCCGUCAGCCACAUCUGAAGUCUUAGCGACGAGUGAAAAGACCUCCUCUAUCGAUAAGAAAUCCCGGCAACCCCGUUCAAACGAACUUCUACCCUUUGCAUCUGUGAGGAUGCUGCGGAAUGCCUGCAUAACUUCAUUUGACCGAAUUCUGAGAUGACGAGGGGUACAGCGGGUGCAGCAGACGACAAGUUACACGUCCCCCAAAAGAGGGUCGAAAAGCAAAUCGAUGGUCGACAACCUAUCAUCCGGACCAUCAAUGGCGCUACAAAUGUACAGGAGGAAGCGGCCCCGACGAGAGUCCAGUGACGGGUACUCUGUCGAGGAGAUCUCGGCCGACGACAUCGGCUAUGACGGGGACAUCGAGGUGCUCCUCCCGGACCAAUACGAGGAACCUGACUCGGAUUUCGAAGACCCUAAGGCGCUCCGAAGGCUGUGGCCAGACACAGACGAUGAGCUGGCCACCAAACUACGGCGAUUGUCCUGCGAUCCUCACCCCCUCCGACACGCUCGCCGGGACGACGGGGAGCGCGGCCGGAAACGCAUGUCGAGGGAGAUGGACGACGAGGAGGGUGAGGUCCCGCUCAAGCACACGGAGAUUGAAGUGUCUGAACUAGUCGACGGACACGCCGAGCAACCACCACCGAAAAGAAGGAAGAACAAGAACAGCAAGCCCCCGCUGGGCCAGCGGGCUGCGAAGAAGCAUGCGGCUGCGGUAGAGGCCUGGUCCGACAGCUCCGACCGGUCCGAGGAGGCCAUGGUCGAGUCGUCGACGGGGACACCAGAUGGCACGAAUACGCCGUCGACACCUAUGAGGAAUGGCAGGGCUGAAGAGGAAGAUCUUGAUGCCAUGGACCUUGGAUGAAGGGGUUCCGGGUUGUCAUGGACAGGUAUUAUUCGUACUCGGUACUUGUUACUUGUAUUCGGCGGCAAUAGGCGAUAAGCAAUAGGGCACUUUUGGAAGGGGGCGCCGGAUUGGGGCAUUUGGCGGGCAGUUGGCGGGGUUGGUGGCUUGGUCGGUGGUUCCUGACUAGAGAGCGCAAACCGCAUCCUCCUCCAAUGUCUCCAUGUCUCCAUGUCCCUCCGCUGCCUCCA
Messenger RNA from Cladophialophora immunda, 1189 nucleotides. RefSeq lists its product as uncharacterized. The coding region runs from base 324 to 959 and encodes 211 amino acids. The record is from RefSeq and is a predicted model, not a curated record. NCBI's taxonomy places the organism in Eukaryota, Fungi, Ascomycota, Eurotiomycetes, Chaetothyriales, Herpotrichiellaceae. The transcript has a single exon.